GUGAAAUACAUGGAGAAUUGGAACAACGUGACAGAGUUUAUACUUCUUGGUCUUACUCAAAAUCCAAAGAUGCAGAAAAUUGUAUUUGCUGUGUUUUUUCUCAUCUACCUCAUCACUGUGGUAGGAAAUGUGCUUAUUGUGGUCACCAUCACUGCCAGUCCAUUGGUGGGAUCUCCUAUGUACUUUUUCCUGGCCUGUCUCUCCUUUAUUGAUACUUGCUAUUCCUCUGUCACUACCCCUAAACUGAUUGUAGAUUCAGUCAGUGAAAGAAAAACCAUCUUAUUCAAUGGAUGCAUGACCCAAAUCUUUGGAGGACAUUUAUUUGGAGGAGUUGAGGUCAUCCUUCUUACUGUGAUGGCUUAUGACCGAUACGUGGCUAUUUGUAAACCUUUGCACUAUAUAACCAUCAUGAACCGGAGAGUGUGUGGUUUACUAAUGGGACUCUCGUGGUUGGGUGGCUUUCUUCAUGCAACCAUACAGAUCCUUUUCAUAUUUCGAUUACCCUUCUGUGGCCCUAACAUCAUAGAUCAUUUUAUGUGUGAUCUAAGCCCUUUGCUCAGUCUUGCCUGUGUGGAUACUCACAUUUUAGGACUCUUUGUUGCAGCCAACAGUGGGUUUAUCUGCCUAUUAACCUUUCUCCUCCUGAUGGUCUCCUAUGUGGUCAUCCUGUACUCCCUGAGGACCCACAGUUUAGAGGGUAGACGCAAAGCCCUCUCAACUUGUAUUUCCCAUAUCACGGUGGUUAUCUUAUUAUUUGUGCCCUGCAUAUUUGUAUACAUGAGACCUGUGGCCACUUUAUCUAUUGACAAAGCAGUUGCUGUAUUCUAUGCCAUCAUAACUCCCAUGUUAAAUCCUUUAAUCUAUACCUUGAGAAAUGCCCAGAUGAAAAAUGCCAUUGUAAAAUUAUGCAGUAAGAAAGCUACUUAA
This is a messenger RNA of Chrysochloris asiatica (Cape golden mole), 927 nucleotides long. RefSeq names its product olfactory receptor 4C46-like. The record is from RefSeq and is a predicted model, not a curated record. Gene Ontology annotation, cellular component: membrane. The transcript has a single exon. Gene Ontology annotation, biological process: G protein-coupled receptor signaling pathway. The coding region runs from base 10 to 927 and encodes 305 amino acids. Gene Ontology annotation, molecular function: olfactory receptor activity; G protein-coupled receptor activity. Lineage: Eukaryota; Metazoa; Chordata; Mammalia; Afrosoricida; Chrysochloridae.